UGAGUGCUCUUACCCCGCGGUGGACACUUUACUUGUGCGGCUGUGAGGUAUUUGUCUGACCGCGCCGAGGUGUUUUUGUUGUCUCAUCUCAACUCACUUCUCGGAGCCUGCGGGUCGAGGUUUGGAUCGUGUCAGCGCAGCAGCAGCGGCGGCACUCGGCUAGGCUAGGCUAGGCCUGAAUCCACCUCGCAGACACUUAUGGACUUGGAAAAACACGCCUAACAUUCUCCACAGUCGAACGGCCGCAUUCCUUGUGAUGCAGACAUAGAGAGGCUGACACUGAACGAGGGUUACAUCAACGGGUCACAUCACUUCAGGAUGGAGCCUGGCCAGGUGGUGCAGGAGACGUACACGGUGGAGGAAGACCCCCAGGAGUCGCCACCUGUUGUCUCCCUGGAGACCAAUGAAGAUGGGACCACGCGGCGCACAGAAACCACGGUGAAGAAAGUAGUAAAGACCACCACCACUCGCACAGUCAUCCCCUCCGUAUCAGACACACUUUCUCUGGAUGGUGGGGGUUCAGUGACAGGCAUGGGGGGCUACACUGCACCCAUGGUCUACAGGCAGGGACCUGGAGCUGGGGUGCCCAUGGACUACCCCACUCACACUGUGCCCCGCAACUACCACUACGGACCACCAGGGGGAUAUGACGACUACCGCACUGGACCCCCAUCUGAAACCUACGCAAGCCUUAACAGGGGAGUUCGCAUGGAUGAUCGCUACAGGCCGGUCCAUCCAGAUGGUUACAGAACUCUGGAUCCAAGCUACAGAGCCCACAGCAGGAACCAGCUGGACCCCUAUGCUGCUCAGCCACAGGUUGGCCGUAUGGGAAGUGCCAUGGAGCUAUCCUCCAUUCCGAGGUUUGUCCCAGAGCCGUACGGUCUGGAGGAUGAUCAGCGCAGCAUGGGCUAUGAUGAGCCAGACUAUGGAUUGGGACACCCCAUGCAUUACAGCACCGUGCCCCGCAACCACCAUGCAUUCCCCCAUGGGCCCCCGCGCAGGACUGGGAGUUACGAGGGCACCUUGGAUGGUGACAUGAGCGGCCCAGGGGACAUGUACUACUGGGGAGGAGGAGCACCCCUGGCCCAGGGUGAAAGAGGUAGCAUGGCUUCGUUGGACAGCACUCUAAGGAAAGGCCCCGGCCCCAGUGGCUGGCGUCAACCAGAGCUGCCCGAGGUCAUCGCCAUGCUCAACUACAGGCUGGACCCCGUCAAGAGCAACGCAGCUGCAUACCUGCAACAUCUUACCUAUAAGAAUGAUAAAGUGAAGUCUGAUGUGCGUCGUCUAAAAGGCAUCCCUGCGCUGGUCUCUAUGCUUGACAACCCAAACAGAGAGGUUCACUAUGCAGCCUGUGGAGCACUGAAGAACAUCUCGUAUGGCAAAGAUCCAGACAACAAGAUUGCCAUCAAGAACUGUGACGGAGUGCCUGCUCUGGUCAGGCUGCUGAGAAAGACCCGUGACCAGGACCUAACUGACAUUAUCACAGGGACACUGUGGAACCUGUCGUCCCAUGACUCUGUGAAAAUGGAGAUAGUGGACCACGCGCUGCACGCCCUCUCCGACGAGGUGAUGGUGCCCCAUUCAGGCUGGGAGCGAGGGAGCAACGGAGCAGGGGGAGGGGAGGAGAACUGCAAACCCAGACAUCUUGAGUGGGAGACAGCCCUCACCAACACAGCAGGCUGCUUGAGAAAUGUGAGUUCGGAGCGCAGUGAGGCGAGGAGGAAGCUGAGGGAGUGCACAGGAUUGGUUGAUUCGCUCAUGUACAUCGUCCAGUCCCAGAUUGACUGUAAAGACGUCGACAAUAAGUUGAUAGAGAACAGUGUGUGUCUGCUGAGGAACUUGUCCUAUCAUGCGCAUCGCGAAAUCCCCGGCUGUGAGCGCUACCAGGAGGCCGCACCCCUCAACCAGGGCCCCGCCCCCUCCAGCCAGAAGGGCGGCUGCUUCAGCUCCCGCAAGAGCAAAGAUGAGUGGUUUUCCAAAGGUAGGAAAGAUGAGGAUGCAGCUGCAGACAUAAUAGACAUUCCAAAGAGAACCACACCUGCUAAAGGCUAUGAGCUGUUGUACCAGCCGGAGGUGGUACGCAUCUACACCUCCCUGCUAAAGGAGUCCAAGAACCCCACUGUGCUGGAAGCCUCAGCUGGAGCCGUUCAGAACCUGUGUGCUGGACGCUGGACUUAUGGGCGCUACAUCCGUGCCUUGCUGCGCCAGGAGAAGGGUCUACCCAUAAUGGCUGAGCUGCUGGCCCAUGGCAACGACCGUGUAGUCCGCGCCAUGUCUGGAGCCCUCCGCAACCUGGCCAUUGACGCACGCAACAGAGAUCUACUAGGUAAACACGCGGUGCCUCACCUGGUGGCCAACCUGCCUGGUGGUGGUCAGAGUCAACCGGUGCGAGCUCUGUCGGAAGAGACGGUGGUGUCGGUAUUGAGCACACUCCAUGAGGUGCUGGGCUCCAGCCUGGAAGCAGCAAAGAUCCUCAGGGCCUCACAGGGAAUCGAGCGACUGGUGCUCAUUAACAAGGAUGGUAACCGUUCUGAGAGGGAGGUACGUGGGGCCGGCCUGGUGCUGCAGACAGUGUGGGGCUACAAGGAGCUGAGGCGCACUUUGGAGAAGGACGGCUGGAAGAAGACGGACUUCAUGGUCAACCUAAACCCUCCCAGCAACAACACCAGGGCCAACGGAGGAUAUGAGGACAGCACUCUGCCGCUCAUAGACAAAGGGGGCAAAGGGGACCGGGAAAUGAUUCCAAUGAAUGACUUGGGACCAGAUGCCUACUCCACACUGGACCAGAGGGGGAGAAGGAACACUCUGGAUAACACACUCGAACCUGCUGACAAAGACGCAGUACAGGGAGGGAUGUAUGGGGAGAGGCAGGCCUCUUUGCCUCUAAUGGAUUCUUACGAUGGUUAGGCUACACCCACUGUCACACUGCAUGUCAGCGCAUGAAAAACUGAUUGUGUGCAUUACAAGACGACAGCCUCCUCCCACCUACUGCCCAUGCUGAACUGACAAUGGGGGACCACUACACUACCGAUGGGACUGAACUCCAUCCUAAACACUCAACUCUUCUGUCUCUCUUCGCUCUUUUGCAGCUUCUCUUCUUUCUCUCUUUGUUACAUUCCUCCAUUGCAGCUAACAAACUAUUGAAACCACAUGGAAAAAACUGACAUGGAUCUACGCUCCCUGUGGACAAACUGGACGAGACACUAUGACCACUUUGUGCUCUGCGCAUGCUUGCGCUCCAAAACACUAACCACUCGAUCAGAUGCCAUGGCCACAGCCCGACAUCUCCACGCAACAACGCUACGACUUGCCUGGACAACACUAAUUCUCUCUGUGACAAAAAGCAGAGACUGUGGCUUCAUCUGAGAACUUUUCUAUUUCUUGGAGGUUGGAGCGUAGAUUUAGACUAAUUAAACUAAUUAGAACUAUGAGGAUCAGAACACUUUUUGGUGAAACUUUACAUAAAUGGCUAUCACUAUGUUUCGAAGAUAUUGAGGGAAUGCCAUUUUUUGUUCUCUCUGUCUCUCUCUAAUGUGAAAUGCUACAAUAACAACAACAAAAAAAAUUCCUACCAUUGACAACCAAUGAUUAAUGAUCUAGUCAGAUAUGUGUAAAGCUUCUGCUUCUGUUUUGGUAGUGGCUAUUCUUCUUGCUUUGCUCUGUACCACAGUAAUGCACAUGUGCCAAAUUACACUGCUACUGCUGCAACUGCCAAUAUUGAACGCAAGACUUUUUACAGCCGCUACACUGAAAACUGUCAUCUGCUUUGUUUUGUGCGCAGUUUGUGUCGGUGACAGUCCAUCAUCAAGAUGCAUGGGGAUGCUGCAUUUUCUGUAUUUGAUUGUGAUCCAUAGAUAUAAGAGUGGAGGUCCUAGUAUGGACAUUCCUACAGACAGAAAUAGCGAAAUUAUUUUCCAGCUCUUUGGAAUAGACAAUAUAGUCUGUCUUGUGUUCCUAAAGUGAUGUUUCUGUUAAAUGUAAGCCCUUAACUUUGUAAUUCUUGGGAGAGAUCACAGGAUUAAGUGGGUUCAUUUCCUUUUAUCUACAGGUCUGUAAUCUUAUGAAUGAAUGUGUACAUACAAGACUGUCUCCAAGAGCAUCUGUGUGGGCUAACUGGAGUGCCUCACUCAUUCAGGAUCGGUCUGAUGGGUUUGUCCAACAUGACAGGGUUAACCAAUCAAGGUGUCUUUUCUCAGUGGGUAACUAGUUGGGAAUACUGUAUAUGGAACUCAUCAGUUUUCUAUUCCACAAGAUAAUGGAAUAUGUGAACUUGUUUGUAUGUAAGAGUUGAUUCUUGUCAUUGGGAUUGAUUUUUUUAUAAGGUGUAAAACUCGAGUUCUGUACAAUUCACUGCUACCCAUAGCCUACCUGGCUUUAAGACUACAGAACAGUACAUGGGAGAAGACACAGUAUUGUCUGUUUUUUGCCCGCAUUUCUUAAGUACAGCGCUCGUUCUGUAGAAGAAUGCAUAUUAGUGCCGAGUGAGAUGUAGAUACUUACUGAGUGGAUGAUUAAAAGAAGCACUAGGGGGGUAUAAUGUGUGUUUUUUUUCCCUCUUUUUUUUUUUUUAAAAAAACCUUUCCUUUAUUUGUUUUCCAUGCCAGUUAAAACACGACAGACGAUGCCUCGUUUUCUCAAAGUAACCAGUUGCCUUCAAGAGUGGACUGACUAGAAGAGCUGAAUAGAGGAGAGAAAGGGUUUGUGUUAGAAAAUCUUAAGGAGGCCUAGACCAGAAUCUGCUAUUAGGUUAAGUGGAGAAAAAAAUAAAAGCACAUUUAAACUAUAUGUACAAGAGAAUAUUUGUUAAUUUUAAUGGUUUUAUGUAUUUUUUAUUUUGAUUUGGGUUUAAUUGUUUUGGGUGCUCUGGGUGAAAGCAUAUGCAAUCAGUUUUUAUGUUUUGAUUGAAAAAAAUCAGUUCAUGUCUUAAUUAAAUGCAAAACAAGUUAGCUAAAUAAAUUCCUCCAACACAGUCAUCAGAUACUCGAACACUAAUGGAAAAAUCUGAUUCUGGACUACACCAUAAUCUCUUUGCCUUGGCUCUUAAAGUUGCACAUUCUCAUUUAUGAAUGAAUUAUGUAACUAGCAAUACUGUUUUUAAUAAAAAAGAAAAUGAUUUCUCA
Messenger RNA from Chelmon rostratus (copperband butterflyfish), 5120 nucleotides. It is a transcript of the gene ctnnd1, whose product is annotated as catenin (cadherin-associated protein), delta 1. Gene Ontology annotation, cellular component: cytoplasm; plasma membrane; adherens junction. Gene Ontology annotation, molecular function: cadherin binding. The record is from RefSeq and is a predicted model, not a curated record. Gene Ontology annotation, biological process: cell-cell adhesion; cell-cell junction assembly. Bases 319 to 2907 code for a protein of 862 amino acids. NCBI's taxonomy places the organism in Eukaryota, Metazoa, Chordata, Actinopteri, Chaetodontiformes, Chaetodontidae. The transcript is spliced from 22 exons.